Vittaforma corneae ATCC 50505 is the source of this 588-nucleotide messenger RNA. RefSeq lists its product as uncharacterized. The record is from RefSeq and is a predicted model, not a curated record. The transcript has a single exon. NCBI's taxonomy places the organism in Eukaryota, Fungi, Microsporidia, Nosematidae.
UUGUACAAUAUAAAAACUGCAACUAACCUGAUCAGAGUACUGCCGGCUGGAUUUCCUGUGCUGUUCUCAGAUGCCAGCUGCACUGUGGUGGGCACUGAGCAAAAGUCUGCACUUGGCAAUCCUUCAGGAGUACAGCUCCAAAGUACUUCCACUCCAGGCAAUGAAUACAACAACACCUCAUCCAAUGUGGCUUCCAAGCCCAGAGUUUUCAAGGACAAAGAUGACAGCCGCUUUACUACCUUUAUGAAUCAUCCUGAAAUCUCUGAAAUAAUCAAUGAGUACUUUGAAAGAAUGAAUCUUGCCCAACACAAUGAGUAUCCAAGUAUUAAACAUGACAUUCAUGAAGUUGUGGCAAUGGACCUGUACUGUAUUUAUAGUCCAACAGACAGUGUAUUUUUAAGCGAAUUUAAACUUUUAAACGAAGACGAAUUUUUAAAUGAAGAUGGUAGCCCCAAAGAGGAAACAAUUCAAAAAGCUAAAGCAUACUUGUUGAAAUCUAAACCCCCAACAUUAGAGGUAUCAGGUUUUGGAUUUCGUCAUAUCCCGAUUGAGGCAUGGAAGUUUCUCACUGAUCACUGUGGAACUUAG